Messenger RNA from Callorhinus ursinus (northern fur seal), 729 nucleotides. The record is from RefSeq and is a predicted model, not a curated record. Lineage: Eukaryota; Metazoa; Chordata; Mammalia; Carnivora; Otariidae.
AUGAUUGUAUAUGUAGAAAGUCCUAAGAAAUCUACAAUAACAAGCUCUCCGGCCGACCCCGGCGGGCGACAGCCCCGCGUUUCCAUCGGGACGGGGCGCUCCCUCUCCCUGCCCUGGGACUGCCGAGCGCCGAACGCCCCCGGUCCCCGAGGUGAGCGGCGGGGACAUGGCCCGCCGGGCUCCGCCACAGCCGCCGCGGCCCACGAGCGGGGCUCCCAAGGCCCGUCGUCGCGGGGCUCGGGGUCCGACACUCGCGCGUCCCUCGGGGCCGGGAUCGACACCUCCGCCGGCCCGCUCUCGCACUGCCAGCCCGGCUCCCGACGCCCAGCGUGCGACAUCCACCGCCGCGAGCGACUGAGGCCCCCGCCUCAGAGCCCGCCCCAGAUCGCCCCGCGCCUACCUGCCCUCGGUUUCCACGCCGCCUCCGCGGCCGGGCUGCGAAGCUCUCCGCCUCUCCGCGGAGGCGCCAGGACUCCGCGCUCCUACUCGGCGUUGGCUCCGUCCCGCCCCCGCAGGCCCCGCAAAGGCCCCGCCCCGCCCGGCCGCGGCCCCACCCCCGCCCGGCAAUGCCCGGUUCUUAUUGGCUCCUCUUCCCACUCCUCACGCUAUGGCCCGCCCCUGGUACCGCCCGAAAACCGUCGAGAGGGGAACCGCCCCGGUUCGAGUCAGCCUCUGGGCGAGAACCUUGUCUGGGACCUUGGUCGCCCGGACGCCGGCCAAGGCCUCUAG